CAGCCGUGUUGAGAAACCCGUUCUGAGCUGUGAUUGGUCAGAGAUGAAGAGAGAGAGCAGAGGUUUGGGGGGGCGGGGAUGCUGAUGUGAUAAAGAGACAGCAGACAUGAACUUAGAGACACUGAGAGGACAUGGAUCAUCCAACACUGAUGCUGCUGGUGACUCUCUGCAGUUCAGGACUCUGUGCUGAACUCCAUUCAGGUUCAGAGGAAUUCAGGCUGGUGGGAGGAGCCAGCCGCUGCACUGGCAGACUGGAGAGGAAGGUUCUGGACGAAUGGAAAGCAGAGGAUGAGAACAGUCUUAAUCUGAGCUGGAACUUGGAGCGUGUGGAUGAUGUGUGCAAAUCACUGGACUGUGGAUCUGUGGUGUCUAUGAGGAGAAUUGAAGCAUCAUCUGAUUUUUAUGGAUUUAAUGUGGAGAUCAACUGUUCAGUUGAAGCUCCACAGCAGUCGGGCUGCAUUCUUAAGGGAAUGAAUAUUAAGGGAAUGAAUAUUUCUUAA
Messenger RNA from Oryzias melastigma (Indian medaka), 500 nucleotides. RefSeq names its product scavenger receptor cysteine-rich type 1 protein M130-like. The record is from RefSeq and is a predicted model, not a curated record. Lineage: Eukaryota; Metazoa; Chordata; Actinopteri; Beloniformes; Adrianichthyidae. Gene Ontology annotation, cellular component: membrane. The transcript is spliced from 4 exons. The coding region runs from base 132 to 500 and encodes 122 amino acids.